CACAGCGCUAGUUCCAUGAAUGUUCCCACCGUAGCCGGGGAUUUGGGUUAGCGGUCGCAACUCCGAGCCUUCUCCGAAUAUUCCCGAUGUAGCCGUAAUUAAUUCGGCUCGAAACCUAUCUGGAGGACGGAGAGGUUGGACCGCGUGAUCGAAACCAUAGCUUUGGAAGAAAGAAAAGAAGGCUUCGUUUAGAAGAAACGAGGGGACAGAAGCACAAAGAGGAACUCCCGCAAAUUAGAUUUGAAGAUAGAAGAGACUAGCUAUAAAACAAACGAAACGAAAAGGGUUUCCGAGAACCUCAAUAAUCUAAUUCACGAUGAGUUUCCUCUUCGGUAGCAGGAAAACCCCCGCAGAGCUGCUGCGGGAGAAUAAAAGGAUGCUCGAUCGAUCUAUCAGAGAAAUAGAAAGGGAAAGACAGGGACUCCAAGCUCAGGAGAAGAAGCUUAUUGUGGAGAUCAAGAAAACAGCUAAGCAAGGCCAAAUGGGAGCUGUAAAAGUAAUGGCAAAGGACCUUAUUCGGACAAGACAUCAGAUUACUAAGUUCUACGCACUCAAGUCUCAGCUGCAAGGUGUUGCUCUUAGAAUUCAGACAUUAAAAUCAACACAAGCAAUGGGCGAGGCCAUGAAAGGCGUUACCAAAGCAAUGGGACAGAUGAACAGGCGGAUGAACCUACCAGCAUUGCAGAAGAUAAUGCAAGAGUUUGAGCGUCAGAAUGAGAAGAUGGAAAUGGUCAGCGAAGUAAUGGGAGAUGCCAUAGAUGAUGCCCUGGAAGGGGAUGAGGAGGAGGAAGAAACAGAAGAGCUGGUUAGUCAGGUCCUUGAUGAGAUUGGUAUUGACAUCAAUGCGGAGCUAGUCAAGGCACCAUCAUCUGCAGUGGCAGCUGCACCGGUGGCAGGUCACAGGGUUGCCCAGGCUGAAACAAGCGGGAAUGAUGAUAGUGGGAUAGAUAGUGAUCUACAGGCAAGGUUAGACAAUCUAAGGAAAAUGUAAUUUUCCUGAUAGCGUUUGAUGGAUGAGUGUGAGGGAAGUCUGGGGCCACGUAUUAUAUGUGAGAAAUGUUCUCAUGUGUAAGCCUGGUCUUUGGUAUCUUGUAUUAUAUGUGAGGGAAGCUGGCCUUAUGCUUGAGCUAUGCAUCUCUUCUCGCUCUAAUCAUGUCCUUGCCUCUUUUCUUUUUAUGAGUUUCUUCUCUCAUUUAAUCAUUGUCUCUGUUUUAGUGCUGAAAGUAUCAGAACAUAGCUAUACUUUCUUGAUGUUCUUAUCAGUAGCUGUCACUCUGGCAUCAAAUUUUGAUGGAUUAGUUUUAAACU
Molecule: messenger RNA, 1308 nt
Organism: Elaeis guineensis (African oil palm)
Lineage: Eukaryota; Viridiplantae; Streptophyta; Magnoliopsida; Arecales; Arecaceae
Source: RefSeq, a predicted model, not a curated record